AUGUCGGUUACUGCAGUUGCCCCGGUCCUUCGUGAUCAUGGCCUUGCCAUUUUAGCCAUCUCUGCAGCAGUCUUUGCUUUCUACAAAACAUUUUUAGCUGCUAGUCUACCCAAAGAUAUCCCGCUUGUCCGUGAAAAGCCAGGUCGGAAAGGUUUCAGUCUCCGAACUCGAAUUUCCUUCUACCUUGAUUGCUCACGCUUAUAUCGUGAUGUAUGGGAUAAGUUUUCAAAAAAGGGCAAGCCUGUUGUGGUUCCCACUCUUGGCCCACGAAAGGAGAUAUUCCUGCCCCAUUCGUCAAUAAAGUGGGCAAUUUCUCAGCCUGCUAAUAUAUUGGGAAUGUGGGAAGCCUUUAACGACAACUUCCAACUCCAGUCUAGUCUUGGGGACGAAAAGUACAUGCUUGACACCUGGGUGCAUCACCUCACUCGCCAUGUCCUGACCGGGGAGUUGGAGAACCACAUUAUGCCAGUAUAUGAAGAGCUUCAGCUGGCGAUUGAUGCGCGACUUGGCCAUAAUACAGAGGAAUGGAGGACAUUAGAUCUUCUGGACACCAUGAGGAUGAUUGGCAAUCAAGCAGGCAGUCGAUUUGGUGUUGGCCUUCCCUCAUGCCGGGAUGAAGAGUACCUCCGCACAAUUAUGGAUACUAUUGAUGGUGUUCUUGCUAAUGCUGGAAUCAUUGGCUUAUUGCCCUCUUUCCUACGUCCUGUCGCCGCUCCUGUUGUAUGUUGGGGUACUCGAAAGGGGGUAGCCAAGCUGGAAGCUAAGUGCGACCCGGUUUUCAAGGAACGAAUCGCGUAUAUGGAAUCCAACCCAGAUGAAACCAAUGAUCCCGGUGACUUUUUACAGAAGAUGCUUCGAUAUGCGCAUCAAAAACGACCGGAAGAACUGGCAACUGAUCAAAUGACACGACGAUUACUAGUCGCUAAUUUGGGGUUCACUUACCUGGCAGGCUUUGCGAUGUGCAAUAUGCUGUUGAAUAUCCUCGCUUCCGACUCAACAUACAAUACCGUCGACGUACUCAGACAAGAAGCAGAAACAUUUCUUAAUAGUGCCACCAGUCAUUCAGAGCUGUGGAAACGAAAGAGUACUUCGCGCAUGGUCUAUGUGGACAGUGUUGCCCGUGAAACUCUGCGUCUAAAUAACCUUCCCACACGCACUCUUGCCCGUCAGGUCAUGGUUGACGGCCUCAAAACCGACGAUGGUACACCGUUGCCACGUGGAUCAUUUGUAUCGUUUGUUUCGCAGCCGAUGCACACUGAUGCCGAGCACUUCGAAAACCCGAACACCUUUGACCCUUUCCGUUUCGUCCGUCUUCGAAAAGAAGAAGCUGAAGCCAAAGGUUCUAAAGCAAGUACCGAAGCUGGGGGAGCCUGGAGCCAACACAGCUUUUUGUCAACCGCUAACCUGCUGGUUUUUGGUCGCGGUCGAAAUUCUUGUGCCGGCCGGUUCUUGCUUGACUUCGAGCUUAAAAUGAUGAUCUCGUACCUGCUAACCAACUAUGAUAUCAAGUUCCCAGAUGAAUAUCAAAAUAAGAGACCCGCAAAUCGUUGGCUGUUGGAGUUUAUCUUCCCGGAUAAAAGGGCAAAGAUCCAGGUCAGACGCCGAAAGCCCGUUGCGGUAAACUCGGAGAAAUAG
Messenger RNA from Ophidiomyces ophidiicola, 1635 nucleotides. RefSeq lists its product as uncharacterized. Gene Ontology annotation, molecular function: iron ion binding; heme binding; oxidoreductase activity, acting on paired donors, with incorporation or reduction of molecular oxygen. The record is from RefSeq and is a predicted model, not a curated record. NCBI's taxonomy places the organism in Eukaryota, Fungi, Ascomycota, Eurotiomycetes, Onygenales, Onygenaceae. Bases 1 to 1635 code for a protein of 544 amino acids. The transcript is spliced from 3 exons.